AUGGCCAGUAACCCGCUGUUCGACAACCAGUUCAUGUCGGUGCUGCAAGACUCGCUGGCGCGCCAGGGCGACCAGGCGCUGACCAGCGCGCCGCCAGCAGAGCCGCGGGUGUCGGCCACCGAGGAGGUGCUGACCGUGGCGCUGCAGCAGAGCAAGCGCACCCUCAUGCAGCUGAUGGCCUGGCGCGAGCAGAUCGACCGGCAGGUCGCCGCCCAACAAAAGCAGGUUGACCGCAUGGAGUUUGCGCUGAACAAGAGCCGCAACGAUGCCGCCUACCUGCGCGCCAUGAAGGAACUGCUGCAUGGAGACAUGUAG
This is a messenger RNA of Chlorella variabilis, 315 nucleotides long. Its product is annotated as expressed protein. Bases 1 to 315 code for a protein of 104 amino acids. The record is from RefSeq and is a predicted model, not a curated record. Lineage: Eukaryota; Viridiplantae; Chlorophyta; Trebouxiophyceae; Chlorellales; Chlorellaceae. The transcript is spliced from 3 exons.